CAUCAUAAGAUCGACGUGCGGGAAAAUCAUUACAUUUUUCGGACCGGGAAGAGGAUAGAUUGUUUAUGUCUGAAUCUUAGCACGUUUUUUACGGAUUUCCUUUCCGAUAGGGUGAAAAGACUUCAAAAUCUGGAAUCAGAGCGUUACGUCCUACAUCGUUAUGUAGCAGAAAGUGGUGGAAGGAUGCAAUUCGUUCCCGUAACUGCAUGUUGCUUCUGACCCCCCUCCCCACCUUGAUGCUUGGUUACUAUCAACAACUUGUGGGUCGUAUACUUGCAAAUUUCAAGACGAUUUCCUGAUCUUUCAUACUUGGUAGAGUGCACAUAACCGAGGUGUCAAGAUGAUGGAAUUAAACCUAUCCCGUGUUGACUACACGCAGGUGGCAGUAACUUCUCCUAAGACCAUGAAGCUGCUACCAGCAUCAGGGAAGAGAGCUAUUCAGAAGGUGACUGUAGGAGACCACGAGGGAGUUGUAACAUGUUUUGGGAUGAAGAAAAAGGAAACAGUGCCGGUGUUUAAGACCCUCCCCAGCCAGGCUAUCAAGCGGCUGGAGUUGGGAGGACCGCCCGGGUCUGUAGCCGACAGAAUCUUUGUGUCCAGCGGGACGGAGGUCAGAGGUUACUCCAAGAAGGGCAAACAGUUCCUGGGGUUCAACACUAACCUGGCAGAGCCCCCGCAGGCAAUGUAUGUAACAGGCAGUGACCUGUUCCUGACUGGCACCUAUGUGUUCAACCACUUCCACGACCUGAAAGACCAGAACUACUUCCUGGCCCCUGACAAGAUCAACGAUGUCCUGUGUCUGCCGCUGGACAAGUUCUCCCUGCUAACCUCAGUCCUGGCCUGUCAGGACAGGGUGCUCAGGGUGCUACAGGAGUCGGACCUUCUAUAUGAAGUGGAAGUACCUGGUCCACCACAGACCCUUUGUCUCCUCAAUGGCAAUGGAGGUGUAGAGGGGAAUGAGCUGUUGUAUGGAACAUCUGAUGGAAAAGUUGGGAUGGUGCAGAUUAACAGUCUGUCCCCAAGUCACAGAUGGGAGCUGCCCAAUGAGAAAGGUCAUGGAGGUAUUCUGUGUCUGGACAACUAUGACAUCACGUCGGACGGCGUACAGGACCUGUUGGUGGGACGGGAUGACGGGCUGGUGGAGGUCUUCGGUUACAACGAGACAGACGAACCUGUACUACGCUUCAGUCACCAACUGAAUGAGAGUGUGACGUCUAUUCAGGGUGGGGUUGUUGCUACAGCUGGGUAUGAUGAGAUAGUUGCUGCCACGUAUGCAGGCUGGAUCCAGGGUUUGACUACAGAGCCUCAGGAGAAGGAGGCGGGGCCGGGAGACGAGGUGCAAGUCAACGUGGAGACACAGGCCAGGAUCAAGACUCUCAAACAAGAGCUGGAAGAGAUCCAGCAGAAGGUCGCACGCGAGCGUGAGAAGUACCAGGCGACGGCCCACAGCAGCAAGGCCAUCUCAGCCGUCCCCUUCUUCAACAUCAACGACAAGUUCACCCUCAGUAAGGACGACGCCAGUUACACCCUGUCUCUGGAGGUCCAGUCGGCCAUCGAUAAUGUACUACUUCAGAGUGAUGUGCCCAUUGAUCUGCUGGAUGUGGAGAAGAACUCAGCUGUGGUCAGCUUCAGCGCUACGGAGCCUGAGAGUGGGAACUUCCUUCUGGCCACCUACAGAUGUCAGGCCAACACCACCAGGCUGGAGGUCAAGAUCCGUUCCAUUGAGGGUCAGUACGGUACUAUCCAGGCAUAUGUGACCCCCCGUAUCCAGCCCAAGACCUGCCAGGUCAGGCAGUACUCCAUCAAACCCCUGUCUCUACACCAGAGGACACACAGCUUUGAUGAGAGCAGGCCCAUGAAUGUGCUGAAGAUAUCAGGGAACUUCAGCAUGGCCGAGAUCCACUCCUGGGUCUGCUUCUGUCUGCCGGAGCUGCCCGAGAGAACGCCCGUGGGCGACUCUGCAACCUUCUACUUACUCAACACAUUCCUGGACACCCAGCUGGAGUGCACGUACAGGAAGGGAGAAGGCAUCUUCCGAUCAGACAACAUCUCUACUAUCUCCAUCCUGAAGGACGUCAUCACUAAACAGGCCACUCAUCGCAAAGUCAACAUCCAGAUCACAUAUGACCUGUCCGAUGAGUCCAUCCCCCACACACUACAGCUGAUCCACCCCCGACUGGAGUACCAGCUCCUAUUGGCCAAGAAGGUCCAACUCAUAGAUGCACUCAAGGAGCUUCAGAUCCAUGAGACAGACUUGAGCUUCCUGUCGGCAGAAUACGUCAACAUCCUAGAGAACGCUGAUGAACUACAGGCAGAGUACAAACGACAGCCGUGUGCACUGGAGAGGCUUUACGGGAUGAUCACAGACCUGUUCAUAGACAAACACAAGUUCAAGGGUGUGAACGUACGCACCAAGGUCCCACAACUUAUGGAGCUGUUGGACAACUAUGACCUGCAGACUGUCAUUGACUUCUUCCAACUCAACUAGAGAGACUUUUCAUCUAUUCAUCUUCCUGUAGAGAAGAAUCUUUAGAGGUUGAAUGAUGUAUUGUAUAUGGUUACUAGUAAUAUGUUUCCUGAUGUUUUAUUGCAUACAUGUUUAGAUGCACUAAGUACAAAGUCAUGUACUUUAAAUCUUGAAAUAUUUGUGGUGGUUUCAUUUUCACUGUAUUUGAUGUUAAUUCUCCACUGCAAAGUCAUCACACAGCAAAUGAUACGGUUUAUUGGUGAGUAAAGCACUUGAUGUGCCCUUUAUCAAUACAUGUAGAACGUCUCUUUUCGACUGGGAAAUCCCAUAGAACUUAUAUGAAUUUAAAGAGCUUUGUAAGCACCUUAAAUAUGCGUAUUUUAGUACUUAAAAGAUGACGAUGAUAACCAGUCACAAUUUUAUGUGUAAGUGUAUUCCUUGUUUUGUGUAUUGUAUGUCAAUUUGGUCCUAAAAUUUGUGACUUUAAAAAGAGGGAAGAAUAUAGAUAUGUACAUUUUCUGUAUCCUCUAUGACCCUGUAAUUGUGUGUAACAUGUACAGAAUACAAUUGUGCUAUGAUUGUG
This is a messenger RNA of Branchiostoma belcheri (Belcher's lancelet), 3050 nucleotides long. RefSeq names its product Bardet-Biedl syndrome 7 protein homolog. Bases 341 to 2488 code for a protein of 715 amino acids. NCBI's taxonomy places the organism in Eukaryota, Metazoa, Chordata, Leptocardii, Amphioxiformes, Branchiostomatidae. The record is from RefSeq and is a predicted model, not a curated record. Gene Ontology annotation, biological process: non-motile cilium assembly; intracellular transport; intracellular protein localization. The transcript has 20 exons. Gene Ontology annotation, molecular function: protein binding. Gene Ontology annotation, cellular component: BBSome; membrane; ciliary basal body.